CCACCCACUGGACUUGGCCAGCUUGUCCCCAGCCAACCCCCCCAGGAAGAAGGGAGCUGGCAGACUAGCCUGCUAAUCCCCCCUGUCCGCUCAGCCAGCGGGGUCUAGUCCAGCCAGUCAGACCUGCUCCAGCUACAUCCGGGAGAGCUCCAUCCCAAGUCCUUCCAAGGCCAUGGCUCCCCCACAGGCCACACCCUCCGGGGCAGCACCUGUGCCCUAAGAGCACAGGAAAGGGUGAGGAGAAGAAAAGAGGACCCUCCUCUGGGGGGCUGACUGACCAGGACAGCUCCUGGCAGGGGAGAAGGUGAGGCCUGGGUGGACCAUUAGCCCUUGACCACCGUCCAUCCCCUUCUAAGAAGCAAGUUGGCAUGGACAUGAGGAGGAUUGAGCAGCCCAAGGCAGCGGGGCCAGCGCUAGGCUGGAUGUCCGGUUCACAUAGAAAGAGGAGACCCCUGAAAGCCGAACUGACGGCAGACAUGAUCAGCCCACCCCUGGGCGACUUCCGCCACACCAUGCACGUGGGCCGAGGCGGGGACGUCUUUGGGGACACCUCCUUCCUCAGCAACCAUGGUGGGGCGGGCCGAGGGGGCGGCCGCUCCCCCAGAAGCUUCCUGCUCCGGACCCUGCAGCAGGUCCGCCGGGGAGGCCCUCCCUCCCGAGGAUCUACCUCCUCGGCCUCCUCCCCUGAACCGCCUGCCAUCUCCCCCAUCAUCAAGAAUGCCGUUUCCCUGCCCCAGCUCCACCAGGCCGGCUAUGACAACAUGGUGGUGGGCAAGCUGAGCUUCCGAGACAGCCCCCGGGGGUCCCCUGACGGACACCAUGGCUAUGGCCUGGAUUCUGGAUUCUGCACCAUUCCCCGCCUUUUAGGCCCCGAGAGGCCCCUGGACAAGGAUAGCUCCUUCCCUUCAGAGUCUGACCUGCCUGGCUCCAACUCCCUGCCCCGCUCAGACUCCGAACCCGAGCUGCAUCGCUCCGACUCCAUGCUCUCCUUCCGCCUGGACCUGGGUCCCUCCCUCCUCAGUGAGCUCCUCAAUGCCAUGAGCCUGUCUGAGGGGUCCGGGAAAGAGCCCAGCCCAGCCCCGGAGCCCCAGCUCCCGGCCCCAGAGCCCCGACCUCAGGGACACUGUCCCAACGGGGUGUCAGUGUCAAAGAGCCCCACUGGGGAGAAGCCGAGGGCGGCCGUCAGCCUGACCCCAGCCAGGGGACACUGGGUGGGCAGCUGGGGCCCUAGGCCCCACUAUAGCGAGGCAACUGCCCGGCAAGAGCUGGCUGGAGUGUUACCUCAGAGCCGGGCCUCGUGGGAGAGCCAGGAUGAGGGACUGGGCGUCUCCCCUUGCUGGGCGAGGGGCAGCUCCGAGAGGGAGCCAGUGAGGGUCCCAGUCCCCAGCACAGUUCAGGCAAUGGCAUUCCAAUUUGCCGAUGAGGAUGAUGAGGUGAAUAUGUGAGGGUAGCCCUGCUAGGCCCAGGGGCCUGGCACUGGGGCCUCUAUUGAAGUUCUUCCUCCCACCCUAUCUUGGAGGGCAGAAGAUUUGGGGUGGAAGGGGGUGAUCUGCUUCACCCAACAGGAUCAGCAGCAAAGCUGGGAGCUGCAAGGAGCUGGAGAGCAGGGGAGGGACAAGAAAGGAACUGGCAUUGCCUCAAAUCUCACCCCCUGCCCCCAGGCUCUGUCCCAACACUUCAUCCUCGACAGGCCAAACCAGAGUGGGGGGAGGCAGUCCCUGGUGCUUCCAGAACCUUGGCAGGAAUCUUCCUCCCUGCCCAUUGCAUUCCCCCCCACAUACACACACACACACACACAUAGCCUUCAGAGGGGGAGGGGGGAGAAGGACAGGCUUGUCCCCUGGCCCUCCCUGGUCAGAUGAGGCUUCCUACACAGGAGGGUGGGUGGAUGGAUGCUGAAAGAGGAACAGCUGAGAGGGAUUUGUUCUGGGAACAGUCAGCCCAGAGUGGCUGACAGCCUGCUCUGACCCCCCACAGCCUUGGGCACCAGAUGCCCAGCUUCCCCCCAUGCCACACCCACAGCCUAGCUGGGGCCACACAAUGCAGCCUUUGUGACUAGGGGAGGGCAGCACAGGACAUCAUUGUCUUCACCACCACCACUUUGCUGCCCAGCCCCCAGAGGGUCCAUUCUGGGCUGGGGGGGGGUCUUGCCUCCCAUUAGGGCUCCCUGGAGUGGGGCUCCCCACCCUUUGCUGUUGACCUGGGAUGAUGGGCCCUCCUGAUUCCUUCUCUGACACGACUACCACCUGCUCCCAUCUCUUCUAGACUGUUCUAGAAGCCAUCCCAAAGGUCCCCAUGACCUCAGCCAGGAAGAAUGCCCGGCCUUGGCCUUCUGGCCACCCGGAGAUCUCUAUCCGGCCUGUUUAAAAGAGAUGGGGGGGUGUUUUUUGGUUUGAUUUUUUUUUUUAAAUACAAACUCGACCCUCCAGGUAACGCAGAGAAACUGUCUAUUGUUGUCUGUCUUGCUCACCGCCAGCCACCCUGGAGCCCAGCUCUGCUCCAGAGAGAGUGGUGGGACACCCACUCUUUCCCCCAACCUGUGAGAUGGAUGUCAUGGGCUGAGGGGAAGGGCGACCGGCCCCCUGGCCUCCCUAGCUGUGGCCAUUGGGCAGGGGGACCUAGAGGUAAUGAAUAACAGGGCUGGAAUGUCCUGGCUGAUAAAGGUGCAGGUGUGUGCCUGUGUGCAGGAGAUGGGAGAACGAGCCUUAUCUCCCUUUCCGGGAACACGGGGCUUAGACCCUCCCCUGCCUGCCCCCAGGUGCCUGGCACGGGGCGCUGCCAGAAACAACAGCAGCUCACAUUUCUGGGGAACUGCAAGGCUCACAAAGCACAAUAGCCCUGGGAGGCAGGCGGGGGGGGGGCGGGGGGGGAACCAAGGCCCAGAGGUGACUCACCCAAGAUCACAGACCCCCCCCCACACUCCCUUGCCAGUAGUGGGCCUCUUCUUCAGCUUUGCCCACUCUCCUCCCGGCCCCCAGCCAGUCCCAGGGGCAACUUUAGAGGUGAGAGGCCCAGUUCUAGUCCUGGCUCCAGCCUUGGUGGUUCACCUUUGUGGUCACUUGUGAUCAUGAGAAGGCAGUUCUAAGUGAGUUCUAAGGGUCCUACUAGCUCUGGCAUCCCCUGUUCUCAGGCCCCUCCCAACCCUGACACUGGAUGCACCCUCUGAGUUCAUUGCCAGCUGUCAUAGUGUAGGGGGUGGAAAAGAGGCAGAAGAGCAGCUCAGUCACCCUCCACCCGUGGUGAGGGUUGGAAAGGCAGAUUGCCAGAACCCCAAGAAACAGCGGAGCCUGGCAGUGAGAAGGAAGCAGGGGAGAGGCCUUUAUUGGGGCUUUAUGGGGAGGGGGAAGGGGGAGGGG
Dromiciops gliroides (monito del monte) is the source of this 3356-nucleotide messenger RNA. It is a transcript of the gene CDC42EP1, whose product is annotated as CDC42 effector protein 1. The transcript is spliced from 2 exons. Bases 369 to 1445 code for a protein of 358 amino acids. NCBI's taxonomy places the organism in Eukaryota, Metazoa, Chordata, Mammalia, Microbiotheria, Microbiotheriidae. The record is from RefSeq and is a predicted model, not a curated record.